Lithohypha guttulata is the source of this 1695-nucleotide messenger RNA. RefSeq lists its product as uncharacterized. Gene Ontology annotation, cellular component: membrane. The record is from RefSeq and is a predicted model, not a curated record. Gene Ontology annotation, biological process: amino acid transmembrane transport. The transcript is spliced from 3 exons. Gene Ontology annotation, molecular function: amino acid transmembrane transporter activity. The coding region runs from base 1 to 1695 and encodes 564 amino acids. Lineage: Eukaryota; Fungi; Ascomycota; Eurotiomycetes; Chaetothyriales; Trichomeriaceae.
AUGGCCGAAGUCAAGGGAGAGAAAUACGACGACCUUACUGCCCAGAAAGUUGGCGAGACCCCAACAACUGCCAUCGAGGGAGAGGUCUUCGCCGCCGACAAUGCCGAUCACCUACAACGUCGUUUGGGCAACCGACAAAUUCAGUUGAUUGCUAUCGGUGGCUCCAUCGGUACUGCCGUCUUCGUCUCUAUCGGUAGUGGUCUUGUACGUGGCGGGCCAGGCAGCUUAUUCCUCGCCUAUGCUAUUUACUCUUGUAUGCUUGGUCUCAUCAACAAUGGCAUUGCUGAGAUGACUGUCCUAUACCCUGUCUCGGGUGGUUUCGUACGUCUGGCUGGCCACUUUGUCGAUGAAGCCUUCGGGUUCAUGGCUGGCUGGAACUUCUACCUAUACGAAGGUCUUAUCAUUCCUUUCGAGAUCACUGCGCUGAACCUGGUCCUAUCAUAUUGGAGCGACGAAAUACCCGUCGCAGCAGUAUGCGCGGGCUGCAUCGUAGCCUAUUCUCUACUCAAUGUCCUGGCAGUCAAAGCUUAUGGUGAGGCCGAGUUCUGGCUUUCGGGUGGUAAGGUCAUCUUGAUCUUCAUCGUGUUCUCUUUGACAUUUGUCACAAUGGUCGGCGGUAAUCCAAAGCACGAUGCCUAUGGGUUCAGAUAUUGGCAAAACCCAGGCUCCUUCGCCGAACAUCGAACCACCGGCAGUCUCGGCCGAUUCGAAGGUUUCCUCGCAUGUCUCUGGAGUGCUUCAUUCACAGUCGUUGGACCUGAGUACAUCUCCAUGGUAGCCGCCGAGGCGAAGCGACCUCGGUUAUACAUCAAGGCCGCGUUCAAGACUGUGUACUGGCGAUUCGCAAUCUUCUUCAUCGGCAGCGCGCUCUGUGUCGGUAUUGUUGUGCCUUACAACGAGCCAUCACUAGUCGCUAUCGUCACUGGAACUGGCUCAGGUGGUGGUACUGCUGCUGCUUCGCCCUACGUUAUUGCGAUGCGAAAUCUUGGAAUUGGUGGCCUGCCUCACCUUGUCAAUGCACUCUUGUGCACCAGCAUCUUUUCAGCAGGAAACACAUACACUUACUGUGCGACACGAACACUGUACGGACUUGCACUCGAAGGCCGCGCCCCUCGAGUUUUGACAAAGUGCACAAAGGGUGGAGUACCGAUUUACUGCUUCCUCAUCACACUCCUAUUCCCACUACUGUCCUUCCUACAGGUUGGCAGCAGCUCAUCUGUCGUUCUAGGCUGGUUCGUCAGUUUGGUCACAGCAGGUGGUGUCAUCACAUACAUUGUCAUGGGCACGACCUACAUCUUCUUCUACAGGGCCGUCAAAGCGCAAGGUAUCGAUCGAAGCUCGUUCCCAUAUACCGGCUGGUUUCAACCAUAUUGCGGCUACAUCGGAACUGUAUGGAUGGUGUGCAUUGUCUGCGUCUAUGGUUACGGCUCAUUCAAGCCGUGGAAUACUGGAUCCUUUUUCUCAUACUACCUCAUGUUGCUCAUCGCGCCAUUCACCUUCGGUAUCUGGAAAUUGGUCAAGAAGACUAAAUUCGUCAAGCCACAUGAGGCCGAUUUGGUUUGGGAGCGACCGAUCGUUGAUGCGUACGAAGCGUCAUUUUUCACGCCACCAGUUGGUUUUUGGACCGAAAUGGUACAACUUGUGGGCUUCAACCGCAAGAAGAAGGAUCGAAGAAGCUCUGUUGCUUCGUACUAG